Molecule: messenger RNA, 2674 nt
Organism: Scatophagus argus
Lineage: Eukaryota; Metazoa; Chordata; Actinopteri; Scatophagidae
Exons: 4
Coding region: 710-2035 (441 amino acids)
Molecular function (GO): zinc ion binding; nucleic acid binding
Source: RefSeq, a predicted model, not a curated record
AGUGUGGCAGGACGCAAUCGGUGGUCCGAUCAGUUUCAGCUGGGUUGGGAUUUUGGCCAAUCAUUGUGGGAGGAGACUGCUUAAAAGCGGGUAGAGAGCACCUGUCUUCCUUUUUUGGCUUGUCAGAGGCUGGGUCGUAGCACUUCCUGGCAUUCCCCCAGUUCCGUCCUGGCGUGGUGGUAGAGGCCAUUGGGGGUGCGCUAUGCUCCACUGAUUGCUCGCUGCGGGUUGUUUCUGUGCGGCGUUUAUUCCUCUCCUCCACGCUGUGUCGUCCAGGACUGCCUGAUUGGGGGAAGUAUAAUCCAGCUGCUGCGCAGUGUCGGCCGAUCAGCGAGGGAAACCACUGCUGCUUUGCCGGGGAUUGUUGGCUUCAACCGCGGCUAACAGCUUUGCCUCAUACCGGAGAUCGUUGGCUGUAACAGCGACUAACUGCUCUGCCUCAUACCGGAGAUCGUUGGCUGUAACAGCGACUAACUGCUCUGCCUCAUACCGGAGAUUGUCGUUGGUGACAGAGAUUGCCCGCUUCCGCUUUGCGCUGGAUACGGCGUGCCGUCAGAGGGAUUAAUUGCUUGUCUCGCCUUGGGCUCGAUUGCUUCGCCCCGGGCCUGCGCCGUCCCACUGCAGCCGGCUUGGCUUCUGGCUGGCCGUUCGGCUGGUUGGAGCUUCUCCCUGCGGUGUAGCCGAUAUACAUCCAUAUGUAUAUGUUUGCAUGCACUAUUGUGUGCGUGUGUGUGUAUGGCGACGAGCAAAGCAGCAGUUGGUUUUGUGGAUCGACGACGAGCCCUUUUCUCCGGGUUUCACCUUCACGGUAGGAGAAGUUGUAGUUGAUAGAGGUGUAGUGAUGGAGACAGAGUUGCAAGAACUGAGGGAUUUAGUUGCCCAACUGAGAGCAGAUAACGAGAGGCUGAGGCAGGAGCAGGUCGCAGCCGUGCCUGGCUCUAGUAUAGCAUCGUCGGCCCCAGUUCCAUCCACUGCUUCUUCCACUCUCGGUGCUCCUUUAAUGGAGAGACUGAUUUUUGUGCCCCGGGACAGAAAAUGUCCUAUAUUUAGGGGGAAAUCAGGCAUAGGGUUAACAGAGUGGCUGGAGGAGGUCCAAGCCUGUAUGAGAGCUCGCCACUUGUCAGUUCCUGAUCAGGCCUUCUUUUUAUUCGACCAUUUGGAGGGAGAGGCACGGGAGGAAAUUAAAUAUCGCCCCAGUGAGGAGCGUACCGACCCAGUUAAGAUCAUUGCAGUGUUACAGGAGUUAUAUGGCUGUGCCGAGUCAUAUGUGGCGUUACAAGAGGCCUUUUUCUCCCGCCGGCAGCAGGAGGGAGAGACUCUGUUAGAAUUUUCACUUGCUUUAAUGGGCCUGAUGACAUCGGUGAAGCAGCAUGCACCGGGUGGCAUCCCCAAUGCAGAGGUUUUGCUACGCGAUCAGUUUGUGGAGCAUGUGCUAGAUGGGUCGCUUCGUCGAGAGUUGAAGCAGUUGGUACGUCGACAGCCCACCGCUACCUUGCUGGACGCCAGGAGUGAGGCGAUCCGGUGGGAGCGUGAGGGUUUACCUGGAGGUGUUAGAGGCCGCAGCCAUUCUGUUCCUUCUGUCUUUGGUGCUCAGUGUGUGGUCCAGGGCAGUUGUCAGGUAGGCCUUAGUUCCUCUCAAGCCUCUGAGCUGCAUGAGGUUAGGGAGAUGCUCAAGUUGCAGCAAGAGCAGUUGAAUCAACUGACUCAGUGCAUUUCCCGGUUGUCGGGCUCCCAACAGCAUAGCCGAACAGCUUCCCGUGGUCCUAUAAUUUGUAGGCGAUGUCAGCAGCCAGGUCACAUUGCCAGGGAGUGUACUGGAGCUCAGGUGUCGACAUGCAUUCCGCCGCCUUUGCCAGACACUCAGCAGCAUAGCCGAAAAGCUUUUCAUGGCCCUAUAAUCUGUAGGCGAUGUCAGCAACCAGGUCACAUCGCCAGGGAGUGUGGUGAAGUUCGGGUUUCUACUUGCACCCAGUCUUCUUUGCCAGCCCCUCCCCAAGAUAGGCCAUUCAACUCUGCCCGGGUGCCGGAAAACUAGCACCCGCCGAACUGCAGAGCCACAGUUCGGAGGGGGCAGCCACCGGCUCAGGUUUAGAGGCACGUGACGUGGAAGUGUCCAAGCUCAUGUCGUCUUGUCCUCAUUUAGGUGUGAGUAUGGGAGGGGUAGUGGUCUCUUGCUUGGUGGAUACCGGGUCAAUGGUGUCAACCAUUACUGAGUCCCUCUUUCGUCAGCAGUUUGAGCCCUGGGGUCAGGAGCGGCUUAAAUCCUGUCACUGGCUACAGCUUAGAGCAGCCAAUGGUUUGGCCAUCCCUUACAUUGGAUAUUUGGAGCUGGAUGUGGAGCUUUGUGGCAAGCACCUGCCAGCUUGUGGGAUUUUGGUGGUCAAGGACCCCCCGGGGGGUGUGUCUCCACAGGCGUCUGGGGUUCUUGGGAUGAAUGUCAUCCGCCGGUGUUAUGUGGAACUUUUUGGGCAGCAUGGCCUGGCUCUGUUUGAUCUGCCGGUGGUGGCAGAGGCCCCCAAGUUUAUCAUGCAAGCCCUUCAACGGUGUCAUGAUGCCAGUGUCAUGGCUGGUCAAGGAAUGGGGAGAGUCAAGGUCCGUGGAAAGAGGGUUUGUUGUAUCCCAGGUGGUGUGAUGAAGGUCAUCGCGGCCACAUGCUCAAGGCAGUAUUCUGGGA